CUGGCUGAGGCUGCUGAGGUCUUGAUUCUGCCCUGGGACCCUCCAACCCAACUUCCUCCCAGUGGCCAGAGUCUCCAUCACCCUUCAAGGAUGUCCCUGAGGCUUCUGCUUCUGUGUUUGUGGGGACUGCCACUCCAGAGGGCAGAGACAGAUUCUGAGGGGCAGACAACGAGGGAGCUGUACCAGCGCUGGGAGCGCUACGGCCGGGAGUGCCAGGAGACCCUGGAGGCUGCAGAUCCACCCUCAGGCAUAGUCUGUAACGGGUCCUUCGAUAUGUACGUCUGCUGGGACUACACGGCCGCCAACACCACUGGUCGGGCAUCCUGCCCCUGGUAUCUGCCCUGGUACCGCCACGUGGCUGCAGGCUACGUCUUCCGCCAGUGUGGCAGUGAUGGCCAGUGGGGGUCUUGGAGAGAUCACACUCAGUGUGAGAAUCCAGAGAAGAACGGGACCUUUCAGGACCAAAGGCUGAUCCUGGAGCGCCUGCAGGUCGUGUAUACAGUCGGCUACUCCCUGUCCCUGGCCGCUCUGCUGCUAGCCCUGCUCAUCUUAAGUCUGUUCAGGCGGCUGCACUGCACUCGUAAUUACAUUCACAUGAACUUGUUCACAUCUUUUAUGCUGCGGGCAGUGGCCAUCCUUACCCGAGACCGGCUUCUUCCUCCACUUGGCCCCUACACUGGGGACCAGACUCAUACCCUGUGGAACCAGGCCCUAGCUGCCUGCCGCGCGGCUCAGAUCGUGACCCAGUACUGCGUGGGUGCCAACUACACCUGGCUGCUGGUAGAGGGUGUGUACCUGCACCAUCUGCUGGUGAUCGUGGGAGGCUCGGAAAAGGGCCACUUCCGCUGCUACCUGCUUCUUGGCUGGGGGGCCCCCGCGCUUUUCGUCAUUCCCUGGGUGAUCGUCAGGUACCUGUACGAGAACACGCAGUGCUGGGAGCGCAACGAAGUCAAAGCCAUUUGGUGGAUCAUUCGCACCCCCAUCCUAAUAACCAUCUUGAUCAAUUUCCUCAUCUUCAUCCGCAUCUUGGGCAUCCUUGUGUCUAAGCUGAGGACACGGCAGAUGCGCUGCCCCGACUACCGACUAAGGCUGGCUCGUUCCACGCUGACGCUGGUGCCCCUGCUGGGUGUCCACGAGGUGGUGUUUGCUCCCGUGACGGAGGAACAGGCUGAAGGCGCCCUGCGCUUAGCCAAACUGGCCUUUGAAAUCUUCUUAAGUUCCUUCCAGGGCUUCCUGGUGAGCGUGCUCUACUGCUUCAUCAACAAAGAGGUGCAGUCGGAGAUCCGCCGGGGCUGGCGUCACCGCCGCCUGCGUCUCAGCCUCCGCGAAGAGCGCCCCUGUCCGAACAUGGAGCUCAGCCCCCAGGCCCUGCCCUCGCGUCCUGCACCCCGGGAGGCCCCCAUAGGCAGCGCCUGGCCCUCCGGGUCUCUGCACGUGCCUGGAGAUGAAGUCUUGGAAAGUUACUGCUAGGUAACGGGACUCCUGUGUCUGUACACUUGGCACGUAUUGAGUGCCUACUGUGUACCAGCCCCGGUGUGGGGAAUGCUGGGGAAAUGGGGGGGAGAAGGAAGGAAGACAAGGUCCCUAUAUGUAUAUAUUUGUUGUGGAAUGGCUUAUGAAAAGGAUUGAGAUGUUUAGGACCACUGACAGGGAGGCCGCUUGUGAAGACGUGACGCUUUUAAGCCAUGUUUGAAAGAAGUGGAAACAACCUGGAGAGGUGGAGGACAAGACUCCAGGCAGAUUCCAGUGUAAAGGCCCUGGGAACAGGAAGGAUGGAGAAGGGCUUCCGUGGCUGGAAAAAGCCUGGGCCUGCAGACGGGGAAGAAGUGGGCAAGGGGGGCAGUGAAGACUUUAUUCUUUUAUUUUAUGCAUACGACCGUUUUGCCUGCAUGGAUGUAUGUGCACCACAUGCAUGCAGCACUUACAUAUGCCUGAAGGGUGGAAGAUCCUAUGCGACUGGAUGGUUGUCACCCCACGUGGGUGGGGUGAACUGAACUCCAUCUCUCCAGCCCUGCGUUUAGCAGGGGUGUCUGUCUCCUUGGCUCUUUUCCACACAGUUGUCUGCUCCACAGGGACAGAUUGUUGGGGGCAGGAUGUGAGCUGGGAGCUCGGUAAGAGGAACGCAGGUAGCUGGACCAGAGGGAGGCCAUAGAGGGGUGAGAAAGAUUUGCUGAUGGAUCCCAGGAGAGGGAUCAGAUGGCUGGGACAAAAGGAGGGAGAAUCAAAGGGCUCUUGUCCUGUAUAAGGCUGGUGAGACUCAGGGGGACUGAACUUUAGGAUCUGGAGCUGCAGGGGAAAGCGUGCAACAGAGCAAGAGGAGCCUGGACCACUGUGGGUUGAACAUGGAGCAGGCAGGCCUCUGCUGAAUCCUUCUCCAGGUAGCUAGACCCGCUGCUGGCAGUUAGGACACACCCUUCUGCCUCCCAGGGACGACUGAGAGAUUUUAGGGGAUGCAGCCUCACUGUGGCUGGUCCACCUGUGUGUGCACACACACAAACCUCAAUUAGUGGGGGGUGCUGUAUUUUCCCCAGGGUCCCCAGAAAGACGUGCCCCAUAGCUGA
Molecule: messenger RNA, 2561 nt
Organism: Peromyscus eremicus (cactus mouse)
Lineage: Eukaryota; Metazoa; Chordata; Mammalia; Rodentia; Cricetidae
Gene: Gipr
Product: gastric inhibitory polypeptide receptor
Exons: 13
Coding region: 91-1470 (459 amino acids)
Biological process (GO): adenylate cyclase-modulating G protein-coupled receptor signaling pathway; cell surface receptor signaling pathway
Cellular component (GO): plasma membrane
Molecular function (GO): peptide hormone binding; G protein-coupled peptide receptor activity; gastric inhibitory peptide receptor activity
Source: RefSeq, a predicted model, not a curated record